GAGGGUACAGCUUCGUUAAGUCAACUAUCGUCGGCAUCUAAUCAGUUUACUGCCGGUGUAAUCAAAGGCGAUCCGGCCGUAUCCUCUCAAGCUUCAACCGCUAUUAGCGCGGAUACGGCAGCAGCAGCCGCCGCAGCCAAAUCUUCCGUAUGGAGUGCGGUUAAUGGCUCUUCAACGGUCACAACGAGUCGACGGAGAUCAGCGACCAAUGGUACCGCAGGUAACGACAAGAACACGGUGACUAAUCCAGCGGAUGUUUCUUCUACAUCCUCGCUAGGUGCUAGCCUGGCAACAGCAGCUCCGCAGUGUAAAGUGGCUAAGAUGGAGACACAGCCUACAGAUGAUAAUAGGUAA
Anisakis simplex (herring worm) is the source of this 354-nucleotide messenger RNA. Lineage: Eukaryota; Metazoa; Nematoda; Chromadorea; Rhabditida; Anisakidae. The record is from the annotation of a GenBank genome assembly.